Molecule: messenger RNA, 898 nt
Organism: Rhea pennata
Lineage: Eukaryota; Metazoa; Chordata; Aves; Rheiformes; Rheidae
Gene: GCA
Product: grancalcin
Exons: 9
Coding region: 156-704 (182 amino acids)
Molecular function (GO): calcium ion binding
Source: RefSeq, a predicted model, not a curated record
AUACUCUGGAUAUUCUGCAUAUUCUGGUACUUACUCUGCUGCUGCAGACCCCAUGUGGACUUACUUCAGUGCAAUUGCUGGACAGGUUAGCAGCCCAAGGAACUAGAGUCUCCAAAAUGGAUGCUGCUUGAAGCGUCAGCCCCACAGGUUACUAGAUGGUUCUGGGUUUUGUGGUGCCAAUAUGCACCUUCUCAAGAGCAUGGAUCUGCAGAAGCAAUGUAUUUGAAGAUCUCCAGUUACAGGAUGGAAAAGUGGAUGCUGAAGAACUACAGAGAUGUCUACUGCAAUCUGGAAUCAGUGGGACCUAUUCUCCAUUCACUCUGGAAACUUGCAGAGUUAUGAUAUCCAUGCUGGAUAGAGAUUAUACAGGAAAAAUGGGAUUUAAUGAAUUUAAAGAACUCUGGGCAGCUAUCAAUGCCUGGAAGCAAAACUUCAUGAUAAUUGAUAGAGAUCAAAGUGGGACUGUGGAACUUCAUGAAUUAACUCAAGUCAUUGCAGCUAUGGGUUACAGGCUGAGUCCACAAACACUGACUGCUAUUGUAAAACGUUACAGCAAAAGCGGCAGAAUCUUUUUUGAUGACUAUGUAGCGUGCUGCGUGAAGCUACGGGCAUUGACAGAUUUCUUCCGGAGAAGAGACAACAUGCAACAGGGAUUUGUGAAUUUUGUAUAUGAUGAUUUCUUGCAGUGCAUUAUGGCAAUCUGAGUGCUGAACUCCUGGAGAAAAAAAGGAUCACCAACCUGUUAGAGUUUCAGUUUAGAAGAAAUAAGCUGAAUCUGCUGUGAAUGGAAACUAUUGCAGAGAUUUGCGUCUUUCUGCCUGAUAAGACAUCUACUUUGAUAGUUUAGGGUUAUGUGUUUUUUGUUCUGUUUUUUUUUGUUUUGUUUUAAAUGCACAGU